AUGCGCUUCAGCCUCGCCGCCCUCGCCGCCCUCGUGGCCAGCGCCACAGCCUUCCAAGUCGACCCUCCCUUGAGUGCCCCAUUCAACCUCAACGUCGACCAGACCGUUACUUUCGCCCCGGCGGGUGACACGCGCGGCGUCGAGACCGUCUACCUCUACCUCACCAACUGGAACCAGUACUUCCCCGAGGGCAGCCGGCCAUGCGUCUAUCUCGGCUCUGCCCAAAGGAAUGCUGGCUCUUUGAUGAUCCCGGCGCGCACCGCCCGCGGUGUUGUUCCGUAUCAGGGCUCCGGAUACCAGAUUCGUCUGUACUCGCCCAACCAGGCUGGGUGUGGCGAUGGGUUCCUCGCCCAGAGUGGUGCUUUUGAGGCGAUCCCCUAUAACAACCCGUAG
Aspergillus mulundensis is the source of this 393-nucleotide messenger RNA. RefSeq lists its product as uncharacterized. Bases 1 to 393 code for a protein of 130 amino acids. The record is from RefSeq and is a predicted model, not a curated record. The transcript is spliced from 3 exons. Lineage: Eukaryota; Fungi; Ascomycota; Eurotiomycetes; Eurotiales; Aspergillaceae.